Impatiens glandulifera is the source of this 3642-nucleotide messenger RNA. RefSeq names its product transcriptional corepressor SEUSS-like. The transcript is spliced from 11 exons. Gene Ontology annotation, biological process: positive regulation of transcription by RNA polymerase II; negative regulation of transcription by RNA polymerase II. The record is from RefSeq and is a predicted model, not a curated record. NCBI's taxonomy places the organism in Eukaryota, Viridiplantae, Streptophyta, Magnoliopsida, Ericales, Balsaminaceae. Gene Ontology annotation, cellular component: transcription regulator complex; nucleus. Bases 437 to 3187 code for a protein of 916 amino acids.
ACUCUCUCUAAACAUUAGAAUUACAGCAAAGAACAGAACAUAGAACUCUCUCUCUCUCCUCUUUUCACUAAAAGUAGACCAGAAACGGGAUUGAAGAAGACCCUUUCAAAGCCCUAGGAUAAGUGUCACUGUAUAUUUGUAUGUCAGCAUACAUUUACGUUGUUACUAGCAGUGUCUAAGAGCGAGAGAGCAAUUGGGUAUUCAAAGAAGAGUUCAAUUACCAGUUGUUGCCUUGUUUGAUCGAAGCUUGCAGCAGAAUUCAUUGGAAGAUGUGCUUUGUUCAAAAUUUGUAGCAGGAAACAUGUCUACUGAAGAAUGUUUAUCUCCAAAGGCUAAAAAGCUUCUUCAUUUUUGAACAUAUAUUCUUGACUGUACAUGAUUAGAGAAUUUUGUUUGUUCUUCUGAGAUAAUAUUUAUAAUUUACGGCCCAAAAAAGAUGGUGCCUUCAGGACCUCCUCCAACUCCUAUUGGUGCUGGUCAGACAGUGCAAUCAAAUUCAGGGUUAAUGGGGGGCGCUCAAGGAGGAGGAGUUCAAUCUGGAUUUCCGCCUCUUGUUUCUCCUCGUUUACAGUUUAGCAACGUUAACAUGAUGGGAAAUCCCAACAUGUCUUUGCUUGUCCAACCAUCUUUUGGAAAUGUUAGUAGCCCUAAUACUGGAUUAUCGGGUCCUGGGAAUAGUCAGAGAGGAGUUAUGGGAACAGGGUCCGAUUCUGACCAACUUUUAGCUACUAGAAAUGCAAUGGAAUUUAACCCUAACCAGUCCUCAUUCACAGCAGCCUCUAAUAUUGCAAACAAUCGCCCAGAUCAGGGUCAAGGCCAAGGCCAAGGUCAAGGUCAGCUGUUCUCAACAUCUUCAGCUAAUCAGAUAUUUCCAAACCAGCAACAGUCUCAGCAACAAUCUUUUGCUUCUCAAAAUCUUCAACGAAUUCAGCAGCCAUUACAACAAUCUUUUGCUUCUCAAAAUCUUCAACGAAUUCAGCAGCCAUUACAACAAUCUUCUGCUUCUCAAAAUCUUCAACAAAUUCAGCUUCCAUUACAACAAUCUUCCCCUCCUCAAAACCUUCAACAAACUCAGCAGCCUUUACAACAAUCUUCCACUUCACAAAAUAUCCAUCAACAGCAGUACCAAUCUAUUCGAGGAGGAUUAGCAGGAACUGACCAACAUUUUCAACCUUCACAGCAGUUGCAACCUUUGAGAAAUCUUGGUCCACAACAGAUACAGGCCAUAAGAAACCUAGCAUCCGUGAAGAUGGAACCCUCCCAACAUCCAGAUCAGUCAUUAUUUUUGCAUCCCCAGCAGCAGCAGCAACAACUGCUACACCAGCAGCAUCAACAACAACAAUUAGUGCACAUGUCAAGAAAGUCCCCACAGUCAGCUGCACAUUUUAAUAAUUUGGUCCAGCUACAACAACUUCAACAACAACAACAACAGAAGUCGCAACAACAUCAUCAACAACAGCAGCCGCAACAACAACAUGCUUUAAAAGCUAUUCCAUCACGACCACCCUCAACACAAUCACAAUUCCAAACCCAAAGUUUGCCUGUGAGGCCUCCUGGCAAGCCAGUGUAUGAAACUGGCAUGUGUGCUCGGCGUCUCACACAUUAUAUGUAUCAGCAACAACACAGACCUGAGGACAAUAACAUUGAGUUCUGGAGGAAAUUUGUGGAAGAGUAUUUUGCUCCUAAUGCCAAGAAGAGAUGGUGUGUAUCUAUGUAUGGUAGUGGCCGCCAGACAUCUGGAGUUUUUCCUCAGGAUGUAUGGCAUUGUGAAAUAUGCAACCGCAAACCUGGCCGUGGAUUUGAGGCUACCGUUGAGGUGCUUCCAAGGCUUUUAAAAAUCAAAUAUGAAAGCGGAACACUAGAAGAGCUUCUGUAUGUUGACAUGCCACGCGAGUAUCAAAAUGCAUCUGGCCAUAUUGUUUUGCAUUAUUUCAAGGCCAUACAGGAAAGUGUUUUUGACCAACUUCGUGUUGUCCGAGAUGGUCAACUUAGAAUUGUAUUCAACUCUGACCUGAAGAUAUGCUCUUGGGAGUUUUGUGCUCGGCACCACGAAGAACUCAUCCCAAGAAGAUUAAUGAUUCCCCAGGUUAGUCAACUUGGAGCUGCAGCUCAAAAGUAUCAGGCUGCUACUCAAAAUGGAACAUCUAGUAUGUCUGUCCCAGAGCUACAGAACACAUGUAAUAUGUUUGUUACGUCUGCUCGUCAAUUAGCAAAGUCAUUGGAAGUGCCCCUUGUUAAUGAUUUAGGAUAUACAAAAAGAUAUAUUCGGUGUCUCCAGAUUGCUGAAGUGGUCAACAGCAUGACGGAUCUGAUCGAAUCUAGCGCAGAAAAAGGGACAGGACCCAUGGAUAGUUUGGCAAGAUAUUCUGGGAGUGGAAACCCUGCUCAAAAGCAGCAAACUGAGGAACAAGCACAACAGCAACAGAUAAAUCCAUCUGUUCCGAACUCAAACAACAAUGAGGAAAGAUCGGAGCAGGUGACUACUGCAGCCACAAACUCUGCACCAGUACUUCUCAAACAGACCUCAAUGACCAGAUCCCAAACUUCCAUCACAAAUAACGGUCCCUUAGGUGGACUUGGUGUCCAGAUUCCAUCUCCAAGUUCCUCUGCUCAACCGAACCCAUCACCAUUUCAUUCUCCAACUGUUUCUUCCUCAAAUAAUAAGAACCCUAAUCAAAUCUCUCACGGUGGAUUAGCCGCGCCGGUUAAUGUAACAUCUGCAAAUGCACGAAAUUUUUCCAUCCAGCAGGCGUCACUGUCUGGAGAUGCUGAUCCGAGUUUGGUCCAGAAAAUAUUCAAUGAAAUGAUGAUGCAGAAUGGAGGUCCUGGCUUGAGAAAUGUCAAUGGGAUGAUGCAGACGAACAAUAUGACUGGACAUAAUAAUGGUGGAAACCUUUUUGCGGCGAAUGGAACCGCCAUGAACAGUUCCGGUAUGACUGGGGCUCCUUUCGGCAGUUUUGGUAAUCAUUCGGCCACGAUGAAUGGAAUGCAAGGAGCAAUUAAUGGUAAUGGUAAUGGUAAUAGAAGUGCCAUGACUUUGAAUGGUCAGAUAGCUAGCCAACAAAAUAUGAACAAUCAACAGCAACAACAGGGUUCUGCUUCUGGAGACCAACAACUGCUUAACAAUAUUGGAGCACUUAAUGGGUUUAAUAAUAAUCUUCAGUUUGAUUGGAGGUCAUCUCCUUAAUCUUGGGUUUGGUUUAUUCUUCUUCUUCUUCUAGAUCUCCCCCAUCCAGCUGUUUGUUCUGAAGAACAUAUACAAAGAAGAGAUUGUUUCAGAGCAAAGGAAAUUGAAAAUAUGCUCUAUUCGCCUUGAACCCUCUAGGCAAGGGAGAAUCCUCUUGCUGUUGUUCCUUCAAUAUCUCUCAUCUCCAUGUGAGUGUAUAUACUUUUUUCUAUGGUUGUUUGAGAAGAGGAACAAUGUUGGUCAAUUUAUAAGACUUCUGGAAUUGGUGAUCCAGUGGUUUGGAAUCAGACUUUCUUUCUUUUACAGUAACUUUUUCUUUUCUGUUUUGUUUAGGUUCAAUGAUAGGUGUAGUAAAUUCUUGAUCCUAAUUUUGAAAUUCUAUUUGUCUAUUUCUUCAUAGCUGAUUGGAUUUUUCAGCAAUUGAAGUUAUAUUUAAUACAUUGAUAUUAUUAUAA